AUGGCCUCGAUGCGGGUAUGGGUGGUGUCAGGAGUCCUUGUAAACAUGAUGGCUCAAGGCGCAGUGGUAAGCUACGUGUUCAGCCUGAUGCCGGCGUUACAAGGACCUGAUUCUCCUGUGGAGGUUGAUCUACACACUGCUUCGUGGAUUGCGUCCUGUGUUGGCCUGGCCGCAAUACCAGGAUUUUUUCUGGCAUCCGCCUUUAUGGAUCGUUGGGGGCGAAAAAUCACACAUAUGUUGUUAAUCCUGCCCGGAAUUAUCGGUUGGACAUUAAUCUACUACGCAGCAUCAGUAGCGGCAUUUUUAAUUGGACGGAUUCUAUGUGGUAUCACAGUGGGAGCUACAGUUAUUCUUGGACCCAUUGUCAUUGGUGAAUGUUCUAGUCCGAACCUUAGAGGAAUGUUCCUGAACCUUAAGACAGUUUCGGUAUGUCUGGGCAGUACGAUUGUCCAUAUACUUAGUAAUUAUGUUUCGUGGAGAAUGAUAGCUUUGUUAGCUGUCAUACCUUAUAUUUAUGCGUUGUUAAAUGUCAUGACCUGGUAUGAAACACCUGCUUUCCUGGCUUAUAAGAAGGAGUUUGGAAAAGCUGAGAAAUCGUUCUUCUGGCUUAGAGGACAUGACGACAAAUCAAAGAAGGAACUAAAUGAAUUAAUAAGAUCACAAAUGAAUAAGGUCGACAAUCAGAAAGUCACAACUUUUAUGGAAGACAUUGUAGAUUUCUUUAAGAAAUUUACAAGAAGAGACUUUUUAUUUCCGAUUCUUAUAUUAAUUUCCGGUACCUUACUUUUUGAAGUAUCUGGAAGACAUUUUUUUCCUGCUUACGCGGUAGAUAUCACAGGAGAGGUAACAGGUAAUAAUUCCCAUUCUUUUUACUACAUAUUAGCUAUGGACCUGAUUAUCACCUUAAGCGCUACAUUUUCUUCGUUAUUAGUAAAAAUCAUGAAAAGACGGACAUUACUCUUUACCACGGGGUGGGCAGCAGUUAUAACAAUUGCUAUUACUUGUACUUACCUGUUUCUUGCGUCUAAGGAUGUGAUAUCGAGAGACAGACAUUGGAUUCCCAUUUCAUUGUUCGUGGUGUACUUUGUGUUAGUGAACUUGGGAUGUACACCAAUUCCUUUGGCAUUUUUUGGAGAAAUUUUACCUUUAGCUCACAGAGCAGUAGGAUCUGCGCUUCUUGGGGUCAUUGUAUCGUGCGCUUUGUACUUGGUUCUACACGUGACUCCCUUUCUACUGGUUAAUGUUAAGGUAUUUGGAACUUUUGCAGUGUUUGGAGGUAGUAUGGCGGUGUUACUCUCGAUAUUGUACUUUGUAGUGCCAGAGACCAAAGAUAGAACGUUGCAGGAAAUUGAGGAGUAUUUUAAUUAUGGAAGGUUCAAAGAUGAUGAACAGUUUGAAAAAGGAGAUGAGGCAUCUAAAGUUGUCAUGCUUCCUGAGACUGAAGUGAAGUUAUGA
This is a messenger RNA of Hyposmocoma kahamanoa, 1455 nucleotides long. RefSeq names its product facilitated trehalose transporter Tret1-like. Gene Ontology annotation, molecular function: transmembrane transporter activity. Lineage: Eukaryota; Metazoa; Arthropoda; Insecta; Lepidoptera; Cosmopterigidae. Gene Ontology annotation, biological process: transmembrane transport. Bases 1 to 1455 code for a protein of 484 amino acids. The record is from RefSeq and is a predicted model, not a curated record. Gene Ontology annotation, cellular component: membrane. The transcript is spliced from 3 exons.